AUGAAGAGGAAGAGGGAGGCGCCGGUGGUGCCUAGCCUCUAUCGCUCGCCGCGAGCCCGUGGUAGAGUGCUGCAACAUGCUAGCUCGGAAGUUGCCACAGUUGAAGGCAGCGUGACCAACCAAUUUGAUGCUCUUCCCUCCGACGUGGAGCUGGGGCUUCAGGUGCUGCGUACGCAGUUCCCUGAAUUCAGGAAGAGCAAGGUCUCCGUCCCUGUCAUCCUCAUGAACCAGCUCUACGCCAUCGUCAGCGAUCGCACCCAGGUCGACCGAGAACUGGAUCAACUGAAACGGAAAGGGGAGAUACGAAGCUUCAAGGUCCACCUCAAGACCAACGAGUUCGCGGUUCUGUUCGUUGAGGACUAUCGCGCCCAGAUCGCCGCAGAGCGACGGCAGCUUGUGGCCAACCAGAAGGAGGACUCGCCAAUCUUUGAUACAUUUGUAAAUACCGUUCUUCCAGCCACGCAGUCCGACGAAUACAUACCCAAGGAGCGUCUCGUCGAACUCCUUUUUGCAGGCCAGCCAGCUGAUGAAGAGCAGAUCAUGGUGCUUGUCAACGCCGGCGUGCUCAUUCGAGACAUGCGAGUCGAGGUCGAGGGAGAGGGCUUCUGGUUCUCAGUGCCCAACAUCGGUGCCUUCAUGAAGUGCUGCGUCAAGGGGCGACAAGAGGUCAUCGCCAUCCUCAAGCGCCAGAAGCACAAAGAGCUUCUACAAGAGGAUUUGGAGAAGAAGAGACUGCGCUACUCCUCCCUCGGGCCACUGUUUCAUAUUCGAGAUCUGGUGGGGCAGGGGGUGCUGGAAAGGUGCUUACAGUCCCCUCCCGCGUAUUCACUUCACCUCGGUACGUACUUAACACGCACACGCGCGACCACACACGCACACAACAGCGUUUCUACCACUGCAGGCCCGUUGGUGCGUCUCAUCAAGUGA
Messenger RNA from Acanthamoeba castellanii str. Neff, 927 nucleotides. RefSeq names its product serine/threonine kinase 19 isoform 2 isoform 5, putative. Lineage: Eukaryota; Discosea; Longamoebia; Acanthamoebidae. Gene Ontology annotation, biological process: protein phosphorylation. Gene Ontology annotation, molecular function: protein serine/threonine kinase activity. The transcript is spliced from 6 exons. The coding region runs from base 1 to 927 and encodes 308 amino acids. The record is from RefSeq and is a predicted model, not a curated record.